AUGGACUCAGACGAGAUUGUCCCUGAUCAUACGCAAAUCGAGCUGGAGGACCUGGAUGAGAAAUAUCCGAAUCGCCCCCACAACCGUGGUCAAACGCUGCCCUUUCAUGAGUUGUACCUCAAUCUUUUUGACCCACUCAGUGAGAUCAGAAAGAGACCCAAGGGCCCAAGUCUAGCUCGAAGAAAAGCUGGACCAAACGGAAAGAGUGCAACGACUCUCAAUCCUUAUGAAAUCAGGCGAGACAUUAUCGCCCGUUUCAUUUCCAAAUGGCGGAAAGAAGUUGGAGAUGACAUCUAUCCUGCAUUUCGGUUGAUUCUUCCUGAUAAGGACAGAGACAGACCGAUGUAUGGCAUCAAAGAGAAAGUCAUUGGCAAGAUGCUUGUCAAGAUCAUGAAGAUCAACAGGGAGUCUGAGGACGCUUCGAGUCUGCUCAAUUGGAAGCUUCCGGGGGUCACAGCCGCCCGAAUGGCGGGGGAUUUUGCUGGGCGCUGCUAUGAUGUUCUGUCCAAGCGACCAAUGCGCACGGAACCGGGCGACAUGUCCAUCGAGGAAGUGAACAAGAAGCUAGAUGAUCUUUCUGUCGCAACAAAAGAAGAUCAACAGAUUCAUAUCCUGUCAGACUUCUAUCGGCGCAUGAAUCCGGAGGAGUUGACAUGGCUGAUUCGCAUCAUUCUUCGCCAAAUGAAGGUCGGUGCCACAGAACGCACCCUGUUCCAUGUUUGGCAUCCGGACGCCGAGAAUCUAUACAGUAUUUCAAGCAGCUUACGCCGAGUCUGCUGGGAGCUGCAUGACCCGAAUAUCCGACUUCAAGCGGAAGAUCGUGGGAUCGGGCUGAUGCAGUGCUUUCAGCCUCAGCUGGCGCAAUUUCAAAUGCACUCGUUUGAAAAGAUGAUCUCGCGAAUGCGCCCGACUGAAGAUGACCCAGUAUUCUGGAUAGAAGAAAAGAUGGAUGGGGAGCGCAUGCAACUUCACAUGGCUGCCGAUGACUCUGUGCCUGGUGGGCGCAGGUUUCGCUUUUGGUCACGCAAGGCUAAGGAAUACACAUAUCUCUACGGAAGUGGUAUUCAUGACGAAAAGGGCGCCUUGACGAGGCAUAUGGGGCAUGCUUUCGCAGAAGGCGUGCAGAGCCUGAUUCUAGAUGGUGAGAUGAUCACAUGGGAUCCAAAGCAAGACGCUCCGGUUCCCUUUGGUACAUUGAAGACCGCUGCUCUGGCAGAACAACGCAACCCUUUCUCCGAUGGACCUCGACCGCUGUUCCGCGUAUUUGAUAUCCUCUAUCUCAACGGUACCGACCUCACCAAAUAUACGCUUCGCGACCGUCGUAAAGCUCUGGAGAAGGUAGUCAACCCCAUUCCUCGUCGCUUCGAAAUCUUGGAAUAUUACGAGGCGACAACCGUCGCCGAUAUCGAAAAACGCCUACGAAGCGUCGUUGCUGAAGCCUCAGAGGGCCUGGUGCUGAAGAACCCGCGGUCGCCAUACCGGCUGAAUGAGCGCCAUGAUGACUGGAUGAAAGUCAAACCAGAAUAUAUGACUGAAUUUGGCGAGUCUCUCGAUCUCAUCGUCAUUGGCGGGUACUACGGGUCCGGUCAUCGAGGCGGUAACCUUGCAAGUUUUCUCUGUGGUCUUCGUGUUGACGACCAACAUGCCUCGCAAGGAGCAGACCCGAUGAAAUGCUGGUCAUUCUGCAAAGUCGGAGGGGGAUUCACUGCUGCAGAUUAUCAAGAAAUCCGCCACCAUACUGAUGGCAAGUGGCAUGAGUGGGAUCUCAAAAAGCCACCGACAGCAUUGAUUGAACUUGCCGGAGGAGAUGCUCAGCAUGAGCGGCCAGACACUUGGAUCAGGCCAUCAGACUCUGUGGUUCUGUGCGUGAAAGCAGCCUCGGUGUCCGUGAGUGACCAGUUUCGUCUGGGGUUGACGCUGCGCUUUCCACGUUUCAAAAAGUUGCGGAAGGAUAAGAACUGGGAAAGCGCUCUAUCUAUUCAAGAAUUCUUAGACCUCAAAUCGAAUGUCGAGCAGGAACACCGCGAGAGAGAAUUCGCAGUCGACAACUCUCGCAAGCAAAAGCGUGUGAAGAGAGCGGUCAAGAAACCUUUGACCAUUGCUGGGUAUGAGGAAGAAGAGGAAGCUCGAUAUUUUGGCCCUUCGGGUCAUAUCUUCGAUCAUCUCAACUUCUUCGUCAUGACGGAGUCGAUAACGCCAGAGAAAAAGACCAAGGCCGAGCUGGAGCAAUUGAUCAAAGCGAAUGGAGGCAGAAUAUUUCAAACUCACACAGCUGCGCAAGACACCAUCUGUAUAGCUGACCGCAGGACCGUCAAGGUCGUAUCGGUACAAAAAAGCGGGCAGGCUAAUAUCGUUCGGCCAUCAUGGUUGAUUGAUUGCAUUCGCCAGAAUGAGAAAGAUGCCGGUCUACCAGAUCUUCUCCUGCCGUUUGAACCCAGACACAUGUUUUUCAUGUUGGAGGACCAUGUAGAGGAUAUCAAGCUAAAUGUCGACCGGUUUAUGGACAGCUAUGCGCGAGACCUUACAGUUGAUGAGCUCAAAGAGAUAAUGGAUCAGAGGGUCCUCUUUGGGCAUCAGGCACAAGAAUCCUUUGAUCGUCAAUCCGCUGCAAGGAUCGAGGCUCAAAUUCAACGGAAAGUCGACUCUGGUUAUGCGCCUCUGCGUGGAUGGCUAUUUUGCAACCUGAAAUUUUUUUUCCCGACGAGACAAGAGAAUCGAGCAUCUGACAGAGGCAAGAAUAACGCGCACCCUCUUGGUGGUGUUGAUGAUAUUCGUGUGACUCUCGCGCGCAACACAGCUCUCUUUGGCGGGGCACAAAUUCUCAAUUCGUUGGAAGUAGGCGCGGUCACCCAUGUUCUGAUCCAUACCACACAGAUGCCCCCCGCCAGCAUCAUGGCAUUGCGACAAUCCAUAGCCCUGGGGUCAACUUCGAAGAUUCCCCAUCUGGUCAGCCUGGAUUGGCUGGAAGAGAGUUGGAAGCACGGUACCUUAUUGGAUGAAGAGAUGCCUUGGAAGGAUUCUCUGUAUCACGCUAGUCUGAAAUAG
Messenger RNA from Penicillium oxalicum, 3045 nucleotides. RefSeq names its product DNA ligase (ATP) DNL4. Gene Ontology annotation, molecular function: ATP binding; DNA binding; DNA ligase (ATP) activity. Bases 1 to 3045 code for a protein of 1014 amino acids. The transcript is spliced from 7 exons. Gene Ontology annotation, biological process: nucleotide-excision repair, DNA gap filling; DNA recombination; double-strand break repair via nonhomologous end joining. The record is from RefSeq and is a predicted model, not a curated record. NCBI's taxonomy places the organism in Eukaryota, Fungi, Ascomycota, Eurotiomycetes, Eurotiales, Aspergillaceae. Gene Ontology annotation, cellular component: DNA ligase IV complex.